Molecule: messenger RNA, 10727 nt
Organism: Arachis ipaensis
Lineage: Eukaryota; Viridiplantae; Streptophyta; Magnoliopsida; Fabales; Fabaceae
Source: RefSeq, a predicted model, not a curated record
UGCAAAGAAGGGAAAGGGUGCGUUUCGUUUCGUUUCGUUUUCAUCGCAACAAAACCUCUUUUCAUUUCUUUAUGUAGCUUAAAGAGCCUCGCUCGCUUCUUCAUCUUGUUUGGAGUACACUUCUCUUCUUCUCCGAUCAGGAUAAAUGAGAUGGCCUCUUCGCAAAAUGUUGAAUUGGAGGCAGCUAAGUUUCUGCACAAACUCAUCCAAGAUUCUAAAGAUGAGCCAGCUAAGUUGGCUACUAAACUCUACGUGAUACUACAACACAUGAAAUCAAGUGGGAAGGAGCAUUCAAUGCCAUAUCAAGUGAUAUCAAGGGCAAUGGAGACUGUCAUCAAUCAGCAUAAUCUUGAUAUUGAAGCAUUGAAGUCUUCACGUCCUCCUUCUGGUGCUGGCAGUUCUCAAAUAGGAACUUCACAAGCAGUGGGUGUUGCUACGGAUUCAAGAGCAGCGUUGCCUGAAAAUGUGAUGCCCAAACUGGAUUCCUUCGCUUCUGGCCGGCCCCCAGUUUCCCCAAGUAGUGGAGCACCUGAUCACUAUCAAGGAUCUGCGGCUCAGAGGAGUGGUCAGUCUUUUGAUCAUGGAAGUCCGUGUAGUUUAGAUUCUAGGUCUGCUAACUCACAAUCACAUGAUAGACGAGAUACUACUAAUUUGGACAAACAGGUGAAUCAAAAGGAUGGUAAAAAAGCUACCUCAAAGAGAAAGAGGGGGGAUACAUUGUCACCUGCAGAACCACACGUUGACAUUCCUUCUCGUCUUGAUCAGCGAAAUACUGCUAAUACGAGGAAGGGUAAAAUGACCAAGGCUGAGUCAUCAGAUGGUCUUCCAGUUAGAAGUGGAGAGCUGACUAACUUUAACAGGGUUCCAAGUAGUAGUCAAAUGCAAAGGGCCAACCAAGAAGGCCCAACAAAGAUUGGCAAUCCAGUGCCAUGUGCUCCGAAUUCUAAAUAUCCAGAAGAUACAGAGGUUUCCUCUGCUCAUAUUGCUUCUGGUAAACUUCAAGGUGCUCAUCCUAUGGUUCAUGGAGGGAUGGGGGUUGCCACUAGUGCAUACGCAAUGACUGAAUCAGUUCUCUCAAGUUCAAUGCGGCAUGGUGGGAUGCUUGGGCAUGAUAGUGGAAGUUCUACUACUUCUGCUGAUGAACAUAAAAUAGGCCAGACUGACAGGCAUAGUAGUAACUCAGAAAUGACUAUGCUUAGACAAGGAGUUCCUCCCAGGAAUAUGGCAAGAUCCACAGUCAGUGAAUCAUCUGGUGUGCCUUUCAAAGAACAACAGUUGAAACAGCUCCGAGCUCAGUGCCUUGUUUUUCUAGCAUUUAGAAAUGGUUUAGCACCAAAGCAACUACAUCUUGAAAUUGCUCUUGGAACCGCAUUUUCUAGAGAAGGAAAGGAUCAUACUGACCACAAAGGAAAGUCACAAUCUUCUGUUGAAUUGGGUACCUCAUCAGGGGUCAUGAUGCCUUUUGGAGGUCUGAACAAUAUGAGACAACCUGAUAAUAACUCUUCAGGGUCCCCUUCUGCUGGAAAAUCUCUGGAAGCUACGUCAUUCUCCAAGGGAACUGAGAGUGCAAUAAUGACUGGGGACAAAGGUAUUCUUUCUGAAGAAAGGAAACAUCUCCUAGCUGUCAAAAAAGUAGAGCUUGAAAAGCAAAUUCAAGAAAGAGCUGGUGCACAAGCUUCGUCAGCUACUUCUUUUCAGCAGCAAGAUUCCUCCAGUACAAAGGGUGAUGUUGACAGUGGUAAUCUUCAGGUUGGACUGUCCAACCGACCUUCCUCUGUCAUUGGGCUGAAUAAGCAGAUGAAUCCUGAGAUAAAUGGCUUUACCGGAUUCGCUAGUUCUGAUGAGGCUUCAGAAGGACCCUCGCAAGUCUCUUCUCUUCAGCAUGAGUUGCCAAUAGAAAGAAGAGACAAUGUUGUUAAUCAGUUUCAAAAUAGUGGUGGUUCUCGAAACCAUCAUUCUCUAAACCACUUGACGUAUGCUUUGAAAGAGCACUGGAAACCUGUUCCAGGGACUGGCAUUGAUCCCCAGGGAGCAAGCUUGAUGAAGGAUGCAGAUUUAUUAGCGAAAAAUGUUUCUUUUUCAGAUGGGUUCAAAACAGUUCCUGUUAAUGAUGCCUCAAGACAUGAUGCCACUUUUCCUACGGACAUAGAAGGGAAUGGGAGGUUACCUCCUCCAAAAUAUACAAUGUCAGGAAGAUGGAUUAUGGAUCAGCAGAAAAAGAGGCUUCUAGUUCAGCAAAACUGGGUACAAAAACAGCAAAAAACAAAGCAAAUAAUGACCACCUGUUUCCUCAAGCUAAAGGAAAAUGUGAGCUCAUCCGAGGAUAUAUCUGCUAAAACAAAAAGCGUCAUAGAGUUGAAGAAACUUCAAUUAUUAGACCUCCAACGCCGUCUCCGCAGUGAUUUUUUGAAUGAUUUCUUCAAACCAAUUACAACUGAGAUGGAACAGUUGAAAUCGGUUAAGAAACUUUUAUUUGGUGAAGAAAUAUAGCUAUAUAGCUUUUUCUUUUCUAAAAUUUUUAUUUUAUUUUUUAUGGAAAAGCUUGAUGAUGUGUUCAAAAUCAAGAGGGAACGGUGGAAGGGUGUCAAUAGAUAUGUGAAAGAGUACCAUAAAAGAAAAGAGCGCAUUCAUCGUGAAAAGAUUGAUAGGAUCCAGCGGGAGAAGAUUAAUUUGUUGAAAAUAAACGAUGUGGAAGGUUAUCUUCGGAUGGUUCAGGAUGCAAAAUCUGAUCGUGUGAAGCAACUUCUUAAAGAGACUGAGAAGUAUCUCCAAAAGCUUGGUUCCAAGCUACAAGAAGCAAAGACUGCAGCAGGUCGCUUUGAACAUGAUAUUGAUGAGGCACGAUGUGGCAGUUUUCUUGAUAAGAGUGAAUCUACUCUUGAAAAUGAGGAUGAAGGUGAUCAGGCCAAGCAUUAUCUGGAAAGCAAUGAGAAAUAUUAUAUGAUGGCACACAGUGUAAAGGAGAGCAUUGCAGAGCAGCCAUCUUGUUUGAAGGGCGGAAAAUUGAGGGAGUAUCAAAUGAAUGGCCUGAGGUGGCUUGUUUCCUUAUAUAACAACCACUUGAAUGGAAUCCUUGCAGAUGAAAUGGGACUGGGUAAAACUGUUCAGGUUAUUUCUCUAAUUUGCUACCUGAUGGAAAGUAAAAAUGAUAGGGGGCCAUUUCUUGUGGUUGUGCCCUCUUCAGUUCUACCUGGUUGGGAUUCAGAAAUCAACUUUUGGGCUCCUGAUGUACAUAAAAUUGUCUAUGCUGGACCACCUGAGGAGCGACGUCGGUUAUUUAAGGACAGGAUUGUUCACCAGAAAUUCAAUGUCCUCCUGACAACAUAUGAAUAUCUAAUGAACAAGCAUGACAGACCAAAGCUUAGCAAAAUACACUGGCAUUAUAUAAUAAUUGAUGAGGGCCACCGCAUAAAAAAUGCUUCUUGCAAGUUGAAUGCUGACUUAAAACACUAUCAGAGCUCUCAUAGAUUGUUGUUAACUGGAACUCCAUUGCAGAACAAUCUUGAGGAACUAUGGGCGCUACUUAACUUCUUGUUACCUAACAUAUUUAAUUCAUCUGAGGAUUUUUCCCAGUGGUUUAAUAAGCCAUUUGAGAGUGCUGGAGAUAACUCACCAGAUGAAGCCUUACUAUCCGAGGAGGAGAACCUCUUGAUCAUCAAUCGUCUGCACCAAGUUCUGAGACCAUUCGUACUUCGGAGGCUUAAACACAAGGUUGAAAAUGAACUUCCCGAAAAGAUUGAAAGACUUGUAAGAUGUGAGGCUUCUGCUUAUCAAAAACUUUUGAUGAAGAGAGUGGAAGAAAAUCUUGGCUCUAUUGGCACAACAAAGGCACGGUCGGUGCACAACUCUGUCAUGGAGCUUCGUAAUAUCUGCAAUCAUCCAUAUCUCAGCCAGCUUCAUGCAGAGGAGGUGGAUAACUUUAUACCUAGGCAUUAUCUGCCCCCAAUUAUUAGACUUUGUGGGAAGCUUGAGAUGUUGGACCGUAUUUUACCUAAAUUGAAGGCAGCAGAUCAUCGGGUUCUUUUCUUCUCAACAAUGACUAGGCUUCUUGAUGUUAUGGAGGAAUACUUAACUCUUAAACAGCAUCGGUACCUUCGGCUGGAUGGGCAUACCUCGGGAGGUGAUCGUGGGGCCCUAAUAGACCUGUUUAACCAACCUGGUUCUCCAUAUUUUAUAUUUUUGCUGAGCAUUCGUGCUGGUGGCGUUGGAGUGAAUCUUCAAGCUGCUGACACAGUGAUUAUAUUUGACACUGACUGGAAUCCACAGGUUGACCUGCAAGCACAAGCAAGGGCUCAUAGAAUUGGUCAGAAGAAGGAUGUUUUAGUACUUCGAUUUGAAACAGUUCAAACUGUUGAAGAACAAGUCAGAGCUUCUGCUGAGCACAAACUGGGAGUUGCUAAUCAGAGCAUUACUGCUGGGUUUUUUGACAAUAAUACAAGUGCUGAGGACCGAAGAGAAUACUUGGAAUCCCUCCUGCGUGAGUCUAAGAAAGAGGAAGCGGCACCUGUAUUGGAUGAUGAUGCUUUAAAUGAUCUCUUAGCACGCAGUGAAGCAGAAAUAGAUGUGUUUGAGGCUGUUGACCAAAAAAGGCGCGAAGAUGAGAUGGCUACAUGGAAGAAGUUGGUAUCUGGGCCAGCAACUGAUGGUUCUGAGCCUAUUCCUACCCUUCCUUCACGUCUAGUUACAGAUGAAGACUUGAAACAAUUCUAUGAAGCGAUGAAGAUAUCCGAUGUGUCCAAGGAUGAAGUAGCAUCUAACGGAAUCAAGAGGAAGAGUGGAACUCCUGGGAGCCUUGAUACUCAACAUUACGGAAGGGGAAAACGUGCAAGAGAGGUGCGUUCCUAUGAAGAACAAUGGACAGAGGAGGAGUUUGAUAAGAUGUGUAAAGCUGAAUCUCCUGGAUCACCGAAAGUAAUGGAAGAAGUGAUAGAGUCAAAUUGCAAAACAAAUGCUUCUAGCUUUGCUGCAACUGCUUCUGUCACGGAGACUGCAGUGGUGCCUCCGGUGGCCCCUGUAACAUCAUCUCUUGGGAGUUUGCCUGUGCAUAAAGUCAAAGAUAUAACACCACCUGCUAAACGUGGACGUGGCAGGCCAAGAAGAAUAACCUCAGAUAAGUUGCCUGUAACUGCAGUCCCUCUGGCUACUUCUGUAACUGUUGAAGUGGACAUGCAGGUAAAGGAAGGGACUUUGCUUGGUCAAGUAGUAUCGUCAACUCCCGAAUCUAUUUCUCAUUCUUCUGAAGUUAUUGGUGUGAGUGGACCUGCACAGCAGUCUGCUACUGGUGUUUCUCCUAAUCUGACAACUCCACCCAACUCUCAAGCAGAGGGUACUACUGUUUCUGUGCCAAUACAAACAAGAGGACAAGGCCGGAAAUCUCAAGGUGGAGGGGAGGCAACUAGACGUAGAGGGAAGAAGCAGGUUCUAGUGUUGUCUCCUGUACCUGGGGUUUCUAUUGGUCCUGAUUUAAAGAUGAAUGAGCAGUUGGAACACAAACCCCUGAAUCCAUCUGCUGGUGAAGCUAUCUCCCAAGGUGACACUGUUUCCUCCAGUGCUACAGUACAACAUUCAAGUACAGAACCGGGUUCUGUGACUUUAAGCAGUGGAGGUGAUAAUAAAUCUGGUGUUGGGAUUGCUCUGAGUUCUCAGCAGCCCCUUCCUUUGUCCUCUGUUACUCCUGUGCCUCAAACUGUUCCUACUUAUCCUUCUGUACCUAUACAAAAUGAUGGGCAACAUCAGAAGCCUCAAAAUGGAUCAGGAGCUCCCCGACGCAGGGGAAAGAAAAAAGCAAUGGUAUUGCCUAUUCCAGAUGUUUCAGGUAGUCAGAAUUUGCACCUUACUUCCAAUUUACAAAGCUCAUCAGGCAAUAUAUUACAUGAUAAAGCCACGGAGUUGAAAAGCUUGCAAGAUAGCCUUGUUCAGGAAUCACAGAGUGUUGUCCAAGAUCAUGCAUCACAUAGUAUUGGUGAUAAGGAUUUAAAAUCAACUGAAGUAUCUGGUGAUAUAGCCAAUAAGGCAUUGGUUGAAUCAACAACUGAAGAUAAUACCAAAAGAUCUCCUGGGUUGGAAAUAGAGAAGGUUCAGAAUUCUGAUAUGCAUGGUUCUGCUUCCAUCCAUUUAUCCAAUACCCUUGUUCUGGAGAAUUCAAGGAACAAAAGUUUCUGUGGCUCAACCUUGCCUGUUACAGAGGUUACAAGGGACCAACAAUUGGAGGCGAAAACUCAUCACUGUGAUGAAGCUUCAAAACCUGAUACUUUUCCAGUCCAUUCUACAAAAGAAACAAAAGGAAGUUCUAACAAGGCUGUAGAACCUAUGGCUGCACAAGCAGUUCCCAAUGCAUCAGACAAUGCUUAUCCUUCCAUAUCAGGCUCUGAAUCCAUUCAGCCAUGCCCACCUGAAUCCAUGCCAGUUAAAAGGCAAGGCCGUAAAACUCAAAAUAGAGUGGAGCCACCCCGGCGUAGGGGGAGAAAAUCAUCUUCGGCAGCUCCUGUUGUUUCUGAUUCCCUUGCUAACCAGGAUCCUAAUUUAAAUAAUGAUUUUCAGAAGUCAUCAGUAGAAUCAUCCGUGGGUAAAGUCGCUACAGAUGUCGCUCAAGCUCAAGCAUUUCAGAUCCUUUUGCCCAGUGGAGGCGCUGCUCAUGAUUUAAACACAAAAGAGGGAGCUGCCAUUUCUUCUCUAAACAAGCAGCAAAAAGUUGCACCAGGAAGGGUUGAUAGUGCACCAGUAUCCUCAGAUAAGAUUACUGCUUUUGGCCGAAUGCAAAAUGUCAAUGAUGUGGCUAGGGUUAUGAAAGAAGUUUUCUCUGGAACCUGCUUGCCAAAGCCUAAAGCAGCAGAUUCUGCUGCCGGCGAACUCUCAAAAACUAAUACUACAAUUGAUUCCAUGAAUACCCAGUUGAAUGCUGAUAAAGCAGGUUAUGAUAUAACAAAUGCGGAAGCAGCAUGUCUAACUCCAGGCAUUGCUGUGAACAUACAAGAAAAACAAUCAGAGGGGGAAUUCAAUAAUCAGAAAUUGGAGGACAAAGCAAGUUCAGAUAUACCAAAUACUGGAGUAGUGGAUGUCUCCAAUAACAUGUGUUUGCAGGAUAAAGCAGGUAAGGAGCUUGACAAGCAAUCUGAAGUAUCUGACAUGCAGAUUCUUGAGAGCAAAGAAAAUUCCGAUAUGCCAACUACUGGAGCAGUGAACAGAAAUGAAAGACAAUUAGAGGAAACAUCCACUACUCUGUAUCUUGAAGGUAAAGCAGCGUCAGACAAGCCAACUACAGGAGUAGUGGAUGCCUUCAAUUUUCAGUGUUCAGAGAAUAAAACUGAUUCUGAUAUGUCUGCUACUGAAGCAGAAUUUUUAAUUUCAGACCUUCCAGUGAAUACGCAUGAAAAGCAAUCUGUGGAAGCAUUGAAUAUUCGGAAUCUGGAGGAUAAAGCAAGUUUGGAUAUACUAACUACUGAAGCAGCCUGCCCAGACUUGGACCAUGCGGUUAACAAAUAUGACAAGGAAGUAAUGGAGGCACCGAAUAUUCAGAUUUUGGAGGAUAAAGUGAAUUCCGAUAUGCCAACUGCUGGAGUAGUGGUUACAUCGAAUGACCAGUUUUUGGAGGAUAAAGCUGGAAUGGAUGAACCUACUUCUGGAGCAGCUUGUCUAACUUCAGAUCUUUCAAUUAAUCAGUGUGAACAAUUGGAGGAAGCUUCCAGCAUUCAGAAGCCGGAUGUUGAAUCAAGUUCAGAUGUGCCAGCUACUGGGGGAGUGAGUGCCUCCAAUAUCCAAUGUUCAGAGGAUAAAGCAUAUUCUGAGAUAUCAGCUGGUGAAGAUGGAUGUACGACUGUGGACCUUGCAGUGAGCGGGAAAGAAAAACAAUCAGAGGAGGAAUCCAAUAUUCAGAAUCUGGGGAAUAAAAUAAGUUCGGAUAUGCCAACCACUGGAGCAUUGUGCUUGACUCCAAUCAUUCCUACAGAUGGGAAUGUGCAGCUGUCUGGGCCUCCAUCUGAUCAAGAAAUAACUGCUUUGAAUGAGCCCCUACCUAGUGCUAUGGAGGUUGACACCCCCAUUUGUGAUGAUAUCAAAGAAAAGCAAGACCAUAUUCAACAUUGUACUAAAACUUAUUCUAAUCAGAGUGAAGUGGAGGCUCUUGAUGCAACUCCACUUAGUUCUGCAGUAAGGACUGAGUGUCUGUCUGAAUCAUGUACAAAGUCUUCACCUCUUGCUUCUUCUGGUGAAAAUAUGUCUGAUCAACCACAAGUGAUCCCAUCCUGCCCUCUGACUCCCACCGUUUCUAAGGAAUUGGUAAAUUCUCCUAUUUCUGAAUCUUGUGAAAUCAAUUACAGAAAUGAAGUCAAUUGUUCAAUGCAAGAUUCUGAUUUGCUGGAGCGAGAGUCUCAGAUGACAGUUGGAAAUAAUUCUCAAAAUGCAUUAGAACUUGUUAUAGAACAAAAUGCUUUAUCACCUUUGGAAACGGAGGCCCCCAAUGUUGCAUUAAGUGGGAAGUAUUCAGAUGCUUUAAAACAUGCUGAGUUGCAUGAGAAUCCAUUAGUUAAGAGCUGUUCACAAUCCCUCUCUGAGGGGGAAAUGAACAUGGGGGAUUCCAUAUGUGAACAACCUGUCUCUGCUGUUGAUAAAUCUUCUAAUAUUGACCCAGUUCCCGAGGAAAAUGUGAUAUCCCCAGCAGCUAUUGGCGAUACCAAUGUUGAUUCUUCUGAGGUUUGCCCAAUGGACAUUGUCACAUCUGUGAGUAACCAAGUUACAAUUGUGCAGGACAAUGAGGUUGUGGCAAAGAGUUCUCCACAGAAUGUAGAUACGUUCUCAGCAGAUGAGGUGGAAAAAAUCAUAGAUCAAUCUCCUGAUGAACCUGUUGAUAGGUCAGUCUUACAACAAACAUCAGGGUCAAAAGCUGUGGCCAAUUCUUCAGUGGAUGCUUCUCAGUCUGUCCUUGUGGAAGAGAGAACCAUAUCUGAAACUGCAAUUUUACCCUCGUCCUCUUUUAGCAUAGAGGAUAACAAGGUGUCAUCCAAAACCUGUGCAAUUAGUAACUCUGAAACUCUGGAAGAGGCAAUGGAGGAGGGUGCGACUGACCGCUCUGAAUUCCUGCCCCCAGAGAAAGGUGCAGAGGAGAGCUGUAGGAAUGCCACUGAGGUUCCCUCUACAGUUCCAGUGCUGCUUCAGGAAUCGAUUGAUUCUGAAGGUGACCACCGUGAUCAAGGCAAGUCACAGGUUGGUGGGAUACCUGAAAAUCAGGAAACUGGAAUGCUUGCUGCUCCUAAAACAUCUGAGGGGGGGAAUGAGGUUGAGACCUUUUCUGAUAAAGGUCCACUAGGAUCAUCUGAUGCAUUGGAUGAAUCAAAAGGAUUAGCUGAUAUGGAGAAUCAGACAGAAGCCAUUCAGAACCAUGCUGCUGAAAUUGAUGUCCCAUGCACAUCUGCAUCAGGGGACAAGGCCGAGGGUGAACCUAAAGGAUUAGCUGAGAUGGAUGUCCCGUGUUUGUCUGCAUCAGGGGUUAAGGCCGAGGGUGAAUCUAAAGAAGUAGCUGAUAUGGAGAAUCGGGCGGAAGCCAUUCAAAACUGUGCUGCUGAGAUGGAUGUCCCAUGUACAUCUGCACCAGGGGACAAGGCCGAGGGUGAAUCUAAAGGAUUAGCUGAUAUGGAGAAUCUGGCAGAAGCCAUUCAAAAUUGUGCUGCUGAGAUGGAUGUCCCGUGUGUGUCUUCACCAGGGGACAAGGCCGAGGGUGAAUAUAAAGGAUUAGCUGAUAUGGAGAAUGAGGUAGAAACCAUUGAGAGCUGUGCUGCUGAGAUGGAAGUGUCAUGUUCCUCUGCAUCAGGGGACAAGGCAGAGGGUGAGAAUGCUUUAGUUGGCACCAAGGAAAAAAUUCUGGUGUCAGAAGACACUGAAGCUUUUGCAGUUGAUGAAACAGAUGUUUCUAAUGGCAGUCCAGCUGUGCCCGAAACAGCAUCAGCCAAUGGGGCUCCACUUCCAUGUUCUUCGCUGAGAGUGGGUGAACCUUUGGUGGGGCAUGAUACUAAAGGAACUGAAACUGGUGUCGCCAACCAUGAUAAUCAAGCCAUACGGCAAAAUGCUCUGAAAGAUGCAGAAGAGUGCUCUUCUUCUGCAGCCGCUGACAUAAUUGAAAAGAGCUCACCUCAGAAGGAUGUCAUUGAAUCUUCUCCGUUGCUGCCGCUGGAAACAUCUGUUGAUGGGGUUCCACCUCCAUGCUCUUCAGUUGCUGAGGGCGAACGUGUAGAGAGUUUGUCAGAUGAGGCUUUGGUUGAUUCUGCUGUGAAGCUUGGUACUAAAAAUUCUGAAGCUUCCCAGGAUAAUCUAGUUUUGCAAGAAAAUGCAUUGAACGAAAUGGAAAAAACCCUUCCUUCAGCAACUGAGGAUAGAGUUGCAGUGUGCUCACCUGAGAAGGAUAAUUUAACUGCUUGCUCAGAAGCACCCCAGGAAUCUGAAAAGUCUGAAAAUGUGCAGAACCGGUCUGAGGAAGAACCUGGCCAGAGUUCAGUGGCUGAAGAAACCAAAAAAGACUGAAACUAAUUGUAAUCAACUAAUCAUUAUUACACAAUUUGAAUAUAACUAUAUUUUGAUAUUUAAAAUAUCCAUCAAUUUAUAAUCAUUUUUUCAUAUAAUUCAAAUAUUGAAUAGAUUGUAAAGCCGAGUAUAAAGCAUCCUAACAUUAGCUUAUGAACCAUAUUGUAAUUGAUGAGUCUAAUAUGUAAUAAACUAAAAUGAUAAUCUAUUUAGAGAAA